Schizosaccharomyces octosporus yFS286 is the source of this 936-nucleotide messenger RNA. RefSeq names its product pyridoxine-pyridoxal-pyridoxamine kinase. The transcript is spliced from 5 exons. The record is from RefSeq and is a predicted model, not a curated record. Gene Ontology annotation, cellular component: cytosol. Gene Ontology annotation, biological process: pyridoxal 5'-phosphate salvage. Lineage: Eukaryota; Fungi; Ascomycota; Schizosaccharomycetes; Schizosaccharomycetales; Schizosaccharomycetaceae. Gene Ontology annotation, molecular function: pyridoxal kinase activity. The coding region runs from base 1 to 936 and encodes 311 amino acids.
AUGAGUCUACUAGAAACGAAACGCAUUUUGGCCAUCCAGUCAUCGGUUUGUCACGGUUAUGUUGGUAAUCGUUCUGCUACAUUUCCCUUGCAACUUUUGGGUUGGGAUGUGGAUGUUAUACCUACCGUAGAAUUGUCAAACCAUGCAGGCUACCCAAUUGUUAAAGGAAGAACGUUAGAUGCCUCUAAUAUUAUGGACUUAUACCAGGGCAUAAGCCUUGCUAAUCCAAAUGGAUACAAUUGUCUUUUGACAGGCUAUUCAAGAGGAAAAGAAUGCGUAAAAACUAUUUUUGAGAUCGCGAAACUUGUAAAAGAGAAAAGCCCGAAUGUCAUUUGGGUGCUAGAUCCAGUCUUGGGAGACAAUGGAAAACUUUAUGUCGAAGAAGCAAUACUUCCUUUAUAUCGUUCCAUGUUGCCUUACGCGGAUCUAAUUACACCUAAUGGGUUUGAAGCCGAAGUUCUGACAGAAAUGCCAGUAAACUCAUUAGAGUCUGCCUAUGAUUGUAUUCAGGUUUUGCACAAGACCUAUCAUAUUCAACAUGUAGUAAUUUCCUCAUUCUUGGCAAUAGAGGGAAAUAACCGGAACCUCUAUUGUUUUUCUUCUUCAGUUGGCUCAAAGCCAUUCUAUGUGAAGAUCCCAUUCAUCGAAGGAUUCUUCUGCGGAACAGGAGAUCUGUUAACAGCUUUGCUCGCAGCCCAUAUCGCUUCCAAUGAUUUUAAAGAAGAUCCGGAUCCUUUCAAAAAAGCAGUAGAAACUUCUUUAAGCUCUGUUCAUGAAGUAGUACAACGAACUGCUUCUCAUGUUGAAUCUUUGAGUAUGAAAGAACAUCAUCCAGCACAUUCGGAGCUUUCGAUCGUAAAAAGUCAACGCAGCAUCCUUUCUCCCUCAUUUCCGUUAACUGGUAUUUAUUUCAAUAGAUCUGAAAACGCUUUAUAA